AUGGAGUUCGACACCCCCGCCGCCGCCCUGGCCGGCGACGAGCUGCGGCGGCUCCUCGCGGCCACCCUCAGCCCCGACAAGGCGUCGGUGGACGCCGCCGCCGCGGGGCUCGACGCGCUCGCUGCGGACCCACGCUUCCCCCUCGCCAUCCUCGCCGUCGCCGCAGGGGACGGUGAUCAGGGGAUGAGAGUCGCUGCAGCGACAUACUUGAAAAAUUUUACCCGCCGCAAUUUGGAAAGCCGUCUGUGUUCGUCUGAGGUUUACAAGGAGUUCCGUGACCAACUUGCCCAGGCUUUGCUUCGAGCGGAACCUGCAAUUCUUCGAGUGUUGAUUGAAGUUUUGAAAUUAGUGAUCCAGAGAAGCAAUCUAGUUAGUCCAGGUCAGCAUCCUGAGUGGAAUACCAUUAAUGCUCUCAAAGUACUUCAAUCUGUUGUGAGGCCCUUCCAGUAUUUCUUGAAUCCAAAAGUUGCAAAAGAGCCUGUUCCACAACAGUUGGAGCAAAUUGCAGCAGAGAUUCUUGUACCAUUGCAAGUGACAUUCCAUCACUUCUCUGACAAGGUUCUGUUGUCACCUGAUGGGACUAACUUGGAAUAUGAGCAGCUCCUACUUAUCACAUGCAAAUGCAUGUAUUUCACUGUGAGGUCAUACAUGCCAUCUAGGGUGAAACAAAUUUUGCCUUCCUUUUGCAAAGACAUGUUCUGUAUACUAGAUUCUUUGAACUUUAAUAGUCCUAUUGAAGAUGGACCUACCAUAAGGCUCAAGAUUGCAAAGAGGUGUCUCAUUAUAUUGUGCGCACUUGUUACACGUCACCGGAAACAUGCAGAUAACCAGAUGCCACAUAUUGUCAACUGUGCAAUCAAAAUAUCGAAACAAAGCAUUCACUUAAGUAAACUUGACUCUCUCCCCAAUCGGAUUUUUUCAUUAGCAUUUGAUGUAAUUUCUCGAGUUUUGGAAACAGGACCGGGAUGGCGACUAGUUUCACCACAUUUUUCUUCACUUCUUGAUUCAGCAAUUUUUCCAGCAUUAGCGUUGAAUGAGAAGGAUAUAGCAGAAUGGGAGGAGGAUACUGAUGAGUAUAUGCAAAAGAAUCUUCCUUCUGAACUUGAUGACAUUUCAGGAUGGACUGAGGAUUUGUUCACUGCCAGAAAAAGUGCAAUCAAUUUACUUGGUGUUAUAGCUCUGUCAAAGGGUCCACCAGUUGCACCUGCAGCAUCCAAGCGGAAGAAAGGUGAUAAAAGUAAAGGGAAAUCUGAAAGGAGCUCAAUUGGGGAGUUAUUGGUCAUCCCAUUCCUGUCAAAAUUUCCUAUACCUUCCCAUGGUGAAGAUGCAUCAUCAAUGGAAGUGCGGAAUUAUUUUGGAGUUUUGAUGGCAUAUGGAGGCCUCCAAGAUUUUCUGACUGAAAAGAAAGAUUUGACAAUUACAUUGAUCAGGAACCGGAUUCUUCCAUUAUAUUCUUUGGAUCCAUGCAGCCCAUAUUUGAUUUCAACGGCUAAUUGGGUUAUUGGUCAGCUUGCUAUAUGCCUACCAGAGGACAUGAGUACUAGUAUUUAUCAGUCCUUAAUGAAGGCGUUGACGAUGGAGGAUGUGGAGGACAUAACUUGUUAUCCAGUUUGUGCCUCUGCUUCUGGUGCUAUUGCAGAACUCAUCGAGAAUAGUUAUGCUCCACCUGACUGGCUCGUUCUUUUGCAAGUGGUUGUGAAAAGAAUAAGUACUGGAGAUGAAAAUGAGUCUGCUCUUCAGUUUAAGCUUCUGGGCACAAUAGUUGAGGGUGGACAAGAAAAAGUUCUAUCCCAUAUUCCUGAAAUUGUGUCUAACAUUGCUAAUACUGUAAUGGAGCUCCUGCCCCCUGUCCCAGAUCCUUGGCCUCAGGUUGUUGAACAGGGUUUUGCAGCCCUGGUAGCAAUGGUUCAAGCUUGGGAGAACUCUGCACCAGAUGAAAACAAGACACAUGAAAAGAGGGUCUGGCAGUCAGGCCAGUCUGCUAUUGCUGAAACAAUUUCAUUACUGUUACAAAAAGCUUGGUUGUUGCAAGUUGACAAUAUGGAGAACAUCGGUUCUGCAUUGCCACCUCCGUCAUGUGUAAAUGAUGCUUCUGUGUUACUUGAGUUUGUCAUGAGUUCUGUUACUUGCAUGGAAGAAACUGCAAGUAUGAAGGUCUUUGAGCUGGUAGCUAUAUGGGCUGACACUAUUGCUAACUGGGACUCCUGGGAGGAGAUGGAGGAUGAGGGGGUUUUCAACGCAAUUAAAGAAGCUGUCAAUUUCCACCAAAGAUUUGAUCUUGACGGGUUUUUCCUGAAAAUGCUUCCAACGCAGACUGAAAAUGCUUCACAGAGUUCAGUCAUUGGUCGGGUUUCUAAUUUUGUGACAAGGGCAAUUGCAGCUUACCCAUCUGCAACAUGGAGGGCAUGCUCAUGCAUCCAUACACUACUACUGCACGCUCCAAAUUUCUCCCUUGGAACACAAGAUGCUAGAAAGACUAUUGCUGAAUCCUUUGCACAAGCAGCAUUUUCCCGCUUCAAGUCUAUAUCUGACAGUCCUGCUGGGCUAUGGAAACCACUAUUGUUGGCAAUAUCUUCAUGCUACAUUUGUUAUCCAGAUGCCAUUGAACAAGUCUUGAACAACUUUGAUGGUAAUGGUUUUGCAAUCUGGACAUCUGCAUUGGCACAAGUCUCAAGCAGCUCAUUCAAUCCUGGCCUGUCAUCUGAAUCCGAGAUCAAGUUAGCCGUGCUAACAUUAUCAACUGUGACUAACCAUCUCAUGUCACUUUCCAUGGGUGGCACCAAAGUGUUACAAGACUGCUAUGUAUCACUGAUGGAAUCUUGCAUUCAGCUGAAGGAAGUUCAAGACAAUGGGGACAAUGAUGACGAUGACGGUGCUGAAGAUCUUGAUGAUGACGAUGAAGAUGAAGACACCGAAGACGAUGAUGAGGAUUCGGACGACGAUGAUGUGCGGGAAGAAACAGAAGAGGAAUUCCUUGAAAGAUAUGCACUAGCUGCUGUGGGUGAGUCAAUCGAGGCUAUCGAGGAAGGAGACAUUGAUGAAGAAACCCAAGACAUUGAAUUGGGCUCUCUGGAUGAUGUGGACAUACAAGACGUGGUUAUUUCCCUGAUGCAGAAACGUCCUGCUUUGCAGGCCCAAACGUUUCCAGACAGCCUGGUUGAAAGAAUUACAGAAACAUUCCCAGAAUACCAACGGUUUUUCCAAGUCCAUCGACAAUCUUAG
Molecule: messenger RNA, 3222 nt
Organism: Miscanthus lutarioriparius
Lineage: Eukaryota; Viridiplantae; Streptophyta; Magnoliopsida; Poales; Poaceae
Source: the annotation of a GenBank genome assembly